Vigna unguiculata (cowpea) is the source of this 1093-nucleotide messenger RNA. RefSeq names its product MIZU-KUSSEI-like protein (Protein of unknown function, DUF617). Lineage: Eukaryota; Viridiplantae; Streptophyta; Magnoliopsida; Fabales; Fabaceae. The record is from RefSeq and is a predicted model, not a curated record. Gene Ontology annotation, biological process: hydrotropism.
GUUUUUCCCUCACUCAAGCAAGUCUAAAGUAACCUCCUCACUUGCCACUAUAAAGAUUCCAUGACCUAACCCUCUUUAACACCUUAUUAGCACUUAACUCACCUUCACCCUUUUCUUCUCUAUAUCAUAUUUAGUGUGGUAGAUAAUAGCAUGCUAUAAUGCCAUCGGUGCAUUCUAGCCCGUGUUACCCGAUGGAAAACCCGGCUUUGGCAUCUUUACUCCGUCACACGACGGGGGAGAGUAAGCGUAGCAGCAAAUUCUCCGGCGGAGGAGGGCUUUUGAAAAUGUUCAAGUUGUUUCCCAUGUUGACUUCCGGAUGCAAAAUGGUGGCUCUCCUCGGAAGACCUCGGAAAAUGCUAAAGGACAGUGCGACAACCGGCACCAUCUUCGGUUACCGGAAGGGGAGGGUGAGUCUGGCCAUACAAGAGGACACGCGUCAGAUGCCCAUUUUUCUGAUCGAGCUUCCCAUGCUGGCCAGUGCUCUGAACAAGGAAAUGGCGUCCGACAUCAUGAGGAUUGCGUUGGAGAGCGAGACGAAGAGCAGCAAGAAGAAGCUGAUGGAAGAGUUCGUGUGGGCGGUGUAUUGCAAUGGCAGAAAGGUGGGGUACUCCAUCAGGCGGAAACAGAUGAGCGACGAUGAGCUCCACGUGAUGCAGCAUUUGAGAGGGGUCUCCAUGGGAGCAGGGGUGCUCCCCACCGCAUCGGAUCAUAAAGAUUGCGACGGUGAAAUGACGUACAUGAGAGCAAGGUUUGAGAGGGUGGUUGGGUCUAAGGAUUCAGAGGCUUUGUACAUGAUAAACCCAGAUGGGGCUCAAGGCCCCGAGUUGAGUAUCUUCUUUGUUAGACCUCAUUAGAUUUCAUCAUUUCCGUAUAUACACCAUCAUCAUCACCAUCAUAUAUUUAUCUAUCAUUGUUACUCUAAGUUACCCUGUAAGCUCCAUCUUUUUCAAAUCAUUCAACAACAUAACAUGCCUUCUUCUUUUUCUCAUCAUUCUCAACCUAUACUCGCCUAGCUUUAGCUUCCAUUCCCCAGAAACUUUAAACCACAGAUUUGGAAUUAUUUAUAUUUCUGAUCAACUUUUUUUUCUUAAUA